This is a messenger RNA of Lycium ferocissimum, 1073 nucleotides long. RefSeq names its product nudix hydrolase 15, mitochondrial-like. The transcript is spliced from 4 exons. NCBI's taxonomy places the organism in Eukaryota, Viridiplantae, Streptophyta, Magnoliopsida, Solanales, Solanaceae. The coding region runs from base 1 to 909 and encodes 302 amino acids. Gene Ontology annotation, biological process: coenzyme A catabolic process. The record is from RefSeq and is a predicted model, not a curated record. Gene Ontology annotation, molecular function: acetyl-CoA hydrolase activity; coenzyme A diphosphatase activity.
AUGCUAUCUUCAAUAAGAAGAUUGUCAAUUUCAUCUGUAACAAAACUCCACUAUUCAUCAUUUCAAUCUCCAAAUUCACUUCACAAAUUACUCAUAAUGGAUUCAUCAUCAUCAUCAUCAUCAUCUAAAAGUUCUCAAAGAUUAUAUUGCUUAGCUCAGCAAUUACGUCUUUACAAACCAUCACCACCACCACCAUUUCUUGAUGAUGACACGGAUUUCGAGGAGCAGAAAUUGGAAGAGAGUGCUGGGAAAGUUGUUUCUCAAUUGGGUUUUCAAGAAUCAGUGACACCAGUUGGGAAAGAGGUAGAAAGAUUUAAACCAAAAAGAGCAGCUGUAUUGAUUUGUUUAUUUGAAGGGGAUAAUGAUGGGGAACUAAGAGUUAUUCUUACUAAGAGGUCUUCCAAGCUAUCUACUCACUCUGGUGAAGUCGCAUUGCCGGGAGGAAAAGCAGAAGAAGGAGAUACAAGCGAUGCUGACACUGCAACCAGAGAAGCAAAGGAGGAGAUAGGACUAGAUCCUUCAUUGGUUAAUGUUGUGACUUGCCUUGAGCCAUUCUUGUCUAAGCAUCUUCUUAGAGUAAUUCCUGUGAUUGGAAUACUCUCCAAUAAAAAGGAAUUCAAUCCCACUCCUAAUGUCUCUGAAGUAGAAGCAGUUUUCGAUGUCCCAUUGGAGAUGUUUCUCAAGGACGAGAAUAAGAGAUCGGAAGAAAGAGAAUGGAUGGGAGAAAAGUAUUUGAUUCAUUUGUUUGACUACGAGAUGGACAACAAGAAAUACUUGAUAUGGGGUCUAACUGCUGGUAUCUUGAUUAGAGCAGCAUCAGUUGUAUACCAGAGACCACCUGCUUUCUUGGAACAAAAUCCUAAAUUCAAGCUCCCUAAGGUAGUGGACAAGGAUACUACAAUGAGUUAAACUUAAAUUGAUCAUUGUUCUUGUAUAAUCCAGCUUGUGUCAUAAAUUAAAUGAAUCACAGUGGAGUAUUAUUUGUGUAUUCUUCUAACCAUAUGAUGUAGUCACAUAAUUUAAGACCAUGAAUAAUAAAUUUUACAGCAUUUUUUGUCGCAAAUACACACAAA